Molecule: messenger RNA, 1477 nt
Organism: Anopheles nili
Lineage: Eukaryota; Metazoa; Arthropoda; Insecta; Diptera; Culicidae
Product: trafficking protein particle complex subunit 12
Exons: 3
Coding region: 1-1419 (472 amino acids)
Cellular component (GO): Golgi apparatus; TRAPP complex
Molecular function (GO): protein binding
Source: RefSeq, a predicted model, not a curated record
AUGGCGAACAGCACUGCGGAACCAAGUAUAAGCAAAUAUUUUGCCAACGAUCCUCCCAGCUGUUUCGACAGUUUGACUGCCGGGGAAGGUGUUCGGUCGCAAACAGCCAGUGGAUCGGUAUCGGAUGCGUACCUAUCGUACGACUAUUUGGCGAACAACUCGCCGCAACCAAACAUUCCCGAUAGCGUGCGCGACCUGUGGGAACCGCCAAAGACGAUCCCCGGUGUUCCACCCACUAAAUUAACAAUGCCCGGGGUGAGUGUUGCCACAGAUCUUACUGAUCCAGUGCAAGACGCCGUUGGUUUGCUGGUCGAUUCGAAUGAGGCGCAACAACGCAAACUUCUUCUCCCGGACAACGUGACCCAGGACGAGCGAGGCCUGCGUGAACUGAUCGAACGUGGUUGUUUCCGAUCCGCUGUGAAUCUAACCGCCCGGCUGCUGACGAUCAAACAGCAAGGUUUCGGUCACGCCGGGCAUCCAGUAAAGCACAGCCCGCAUUCCCUGCAGCUUUGGUUCACGCGCCUGGCAUUGCUCGUGAAGCUGGGCCAAUACGAAAUUGCCCGAGUGGAAGCAGAACCGUUCGAGUCACUGGCGAAUCCUGACGUGUUUUACGAGUUUUAUCACCCCGACAUGCAUAGCGAUCGGAAGGGAUCGAUGGCUCCAUUCUCAUUCCGGUUGCUGCUCGCUGAACUGCCCGUCUAUCUCGGGGCUCCCCGACUAGCCCUUGACCGACUGACCGAGCUGCUGGCCGUCGUAAAUCAAAUACAAUCCUACUUCGGCCGGGCGUCCGUUCCGCACGCAAAGGAAGCCCAUGCUUUUUGGUCUGCUCGGGAAACACGAAUUUUGCAUUCCGUCGUAAACUGCGCGCUAGCAGUAAAAGAUUUUAACCUUGUCGAACAGUUGCUGGAUCGACUCGUCAUCGCUGCACCGACUACAGAUAAACGUCACCUCUUGUCCGCAUGGGGUCGGAUCCGGCUGCAGUGUGGCGAUAUGUUCGGGGCAGAAAAGAAAUUUUCAGAAGCCCGUCGUCUCAAAGAAGCUAAUACCUCGGAGGUCGCUGAUCUUAUUGACCGUGGUCUUCUAGCUGUAGCGCAGAACGACUUUCAGAGUGCAUUUGAUCUGUUCCAAAAAGCGUCAAAUGACGCCCCUGCCAAUACGAUGCUGUACAACAACAUGGGCGUGUGCCUGUUGUACUCUGGUAAGCUGAAGGAAGCCAUCAAGCUAUACGAGGGAGCAAUUCAGCGGAACGCUAAGCCGUGUUUGAAUGAAUCCCUGCUGGUGAAUCUUUCGACGUUGUACGAGCUGGAAUCGAACAACGCAAAGGAGAAGAAAAUCAACCUAUUAAAGCUGGUUAACCGACAUCGCGCCGAUCUUACCGUGGGUUUGGACGUUUGUCUCAAACUUCAGACAACCGUUUAGAAAGCAUAAAGGGUAACAUUACGCUCCUAAUUAAGUAGAUUCAAAGUGAGCGAAUAAA